This is a messenger RNA of Entrophospora sp. SA101, 318 nucleotides long. Lineage: Eukaryota; Fungi; Glomeromycota; Glomeromycetes; Entrophosporales; Entrophosporaceae. The record is from the annotation of a GenBank genome assembly.
AUGGAAUCUACUGAUCCAAUUGGCGAAGCAUCUUUCACAAUUUUCCUUGAUAGUAUAUAUGUGACACCAGCAAUUGAUUUACAAUAUAAAUGUCUUCAGCAUGAGCUACAUGAAAAGGGAGUUUCUGAAGAAAUUAUCAAUGCUACACUAGAUGAUUACAUCACUUGGGAAUCAAACAAGAAGCAAAAUGCAGAUCAUAAACUUCAUGCAAGAACCAGAAUUUCUCCUCCCAAACAUUUUAGUUUGGAAUCUAUAAAUGCAAGAAUCCAAAGCUAUGAUACUGCUAAAUCACCUGACAUUCAAGCUCUUGCAGAUUGA